Molecule: messenger RNA, 1825 nt
Organism: Phaedon cochleariae (mustard beetle)
Lineage: Eukaryota; Metazoa; Arthropoda; Insecta; Coleoptera; Chrysomelidae
Source: the annotation of a GenBank genome assembly
UCGCUAUUCGCCAUACAUACAACCAAGACGGAGACUUCAGAAUGGUGAAGGCACCGUACGAGUGCACUGUGCAGUCACUUCGUCGCGGUUCACAGAUAUACUUCCGUUCGCACGUGUUCCUUGGUUACUAUUUUGUUUGCUGCCGGUGUUUGUUCGAAUCCUAGAAGUCGGCCAGGGCUGUGGCGGAACCAAUUGUUUUCGAUUACUUUUACUUCGAAAGGAUGCGAUAGGCUGUGACAUCCGACUUCGCUUAUUCACCUGUGAUUCAAAGACAUUCCAAGAAGAUGACGUCCAAGCUAGCUCAGAUUCAAGCUCGUUUCCAGCAAAAACAGAUGCAAGAACGAGAAGAAAAGCUGCUCAAGCUCUACGAGAACCAGCAGCAGCGAGCCUUCGACAGAGUAAGCAGAGGCAGCGCGGGCAGCAACACGAGCGUCUCUUCUACAGGAGGCGGCAAAGUACGUCAAAUGUUCGACGAACGACGACAGAAAGCAGGCGUCGACCGCAGCUACCCCCUAGAACCGCUCAAAUCGAAGACGGCUCCGAGAGGACCGAGUCUGGACCGUAAGGCGGCCGGACACAUCGCUGCUACCACCAGGACCGCUGCGGUGCGGUCCACGGUGCAGAAAACCGUGUCCAGCAUCAGGAAUGGCGGACCUGUGGCCCAGAAGAAGCAGGUGGUACAGAGGGUGUUUGAAAACAAUAACGGCAGGGAGUCGUACGAGGAGCAGAAGUUUGUCAUCGAGAACGAUGCUUAUAAUAGCAAGUCUCACAGGGAUAUGAUCGAUAUGAUGAACAAUCAUAAUCUGAGCGACAGUUUGGAUGACGAGGAAAUGCCAAGAAUUGGGUUUGACGAGGUGGACAAUUACGAACAGGUGGUUAGAACCAAAAUUGAUGAUGGUGUGGCUAAGAAGAGCCAGAAGAAAAAUAUUAUUUCUAAUGGGUAUACGCCUGUCUAUAGAAAAGAAAGUCAUCCCGUAACUAAGAAAGCUACCCCUACAACCAACUCUACGACUCCACCUGCACAGACAAGGACUUCGGUGUCCCCAAGAAACCCUACAAGAACACCUAGUAGUGCUAGCAGUACAAACAGCACUAGCAGCUCAGCUAUGGGUGACAAGGCCAAACCCGCCGCCCCUGCCAGGGCCCCCACUGCCACCCGGCCCUCGGCCAAGCAAUCGCCCCGCUCGGCCGUGGCCAGAGACGAUCUGGCCGAGUGCGGAUACUGCGGCCGCCGCUUCGCCUCGGACCGCAUCCAAAAGCACGAGGAAGUGUGCGCCAAAACGGGGAAGAAGAAGAGGAAGGCCUAUGACGCCACCAAGCACCGGGUGAUCGGCACCGAGCUGGAGUCCUACGUGCUGAAGGGGGGCAAGGGGAAACAGUCUCACAUGAGCACCAAGUCGUCCAAACAGACUUCCAAGAAAGACUGGCGUCGCACUCACGAAGAAUUCAUCGCGGCCAUAAGGGCGGCCAAGGAGGCGCAGGCACACCUCGCCAAGGGCGGCAAAUUGUCGGAUUUGCCGCCCCCGCCGCCCUCCUCCAACCCCGACUACGUGCAGUGCCCCCACUGUGGCAGGAGGUUCAACGAGUCGGCGGCAGAGAGGCAUAUCCCCAAGUGCGCUAACUUCGAGUUCAACAAACCCAAAGGGGGGCCGACCCCUAAGGGGAAACCAGUCCGAAGAUGAUGGAGGAGUGCGACAGUUGGAGUUUAUAUUUUUAUACUGCAAUAUUACGGAAUUUAAUGCCUCUCGUGAUGAGCUAAUCUAUGCGAUAUUUUGUAAUUUUAUUAUAUUUUUAGUUUAGUAAACGUACUUAAUAAUGAUACAAA